This is a messenger RNA of Aspergillus tanneri, 1581 nucleotides long. RefSeq lists its product as uncharacterized. The record is from RefSeq and is a predicted model, not a curated record. Gene Ontology annotation, molecular function: transmembrane transporter activity. NCBI's taxonomy places the organism in Eukaryota, Fungi, Ascomycota, Eurotiomycetes, Eurotiales, Aspergillaceae. The transcript is spliced from 8 exons. The coding region runs from base 1 to 1581 and encodes 526 amino acids. Gene Ontology annotation, biological process: transmembrane transport.
AUGGGCCUAGAACAGACUGCAAAUGGCAGCAGUUUCAGCUCGCGAGAAACCGUAUACAACUUGAAUAAUAAGCUCGGUCCAAAAGAUGCAGUCUUCUCGGACAUCGAAUAUCUCUACCUCGAACUCGAUACGCCGCUUCCAACUCCCUCGAUCACCGUGCCUCCAGGGCCUGGUCAAUCGCCCGCACCUGAAUGCCCCGAUCUCAAACAAUACACCUCACCAUUUCUAUGGCCGAAAUGGCGAAAAUCCAUCAUGACGUGGAUCGCGUGUGCGGUCACAGCCCUAGCGGGUUAUUCAGCCGGUGAAAUCAGCCCUGCAUCCUCGAAAUUGACCGAAGAAUGGGACAUCAGCCCUGUGGUAUACAACUUGGGGAUCACUAUUUUCUGUAUCGGAUUUGCCUUGGCACCGAUGGUUCUUGCGCCUUUUUCGGAAAUCAAUGGACGACGACCGAUUUUCGUGGGCAGCGGAGUCAUCUUUGUUGCAUGUAUCAUCGCCUGCGGGGGUACUCACUCCUUCGCCGGAUUUCUAAUCGCGCGACUCGUCCAAGGCGUGGGUGCUUCAACCUUUUCGACCAUGGUUGGUGGCGUUAUAAGCGACAUCUACCAUGCCGAAGAUAGAAACACCCCCAUGGCUCUGUUUUCCGGAGCAGCGCUUUUCGGCACCGGGCUGGCACCGUUGCUAUCUAGCGUUAUCGUCCAACAUACGACCUGGCGCUGGGUCUAUUACUCUCAUGCUAUUGUGUCGGCCGUGUUUACUAUUCUCAUCUUCUUCUUUUUCAAAGAGACUCGUGGCAGCGUCAUUCUCAGUCGGAAAGCAGCGGCGCUGAAUAAGUAUUACGAUGCUUUGGAAAGAGCCGGUCAUGUGGGCGUCAUCCUAUGCGACGGCCAGUCAGGAGAGAAAGUCCAGGUCCGACGAGUUCGAUGGAAGGUCAAGAGCGAUGAGCAGCGCGUGUCACUGGUCCAAAUGAUCAGUAUCUCCUGCUACCGACCCUUUCCAGAUAUGCUAAUCACCGAGCCUGUUGUUUUUUUCUUCUCGCUGUGGGCUGCAUUCAGCUGGGCUGUGCUUUAUCUCCAGUUCGGAUCUGUUCCGUUGGUCUUUAAAUCGAAUCAUAAAUUUACCAUUGAGCAGUCUGGCGCCGUGUUUACCUCAAUGUGUGUCGGUGCUAUCCUAGCUACCGUGAUCAGCAUCUACCAGGAGUCAAUCGCCAUGCGAUUCAUCACGCUCCCCAAGUCCCCUGAGCGUCGGCUGUAUUUCGUCUGCUUCCAGUCCAUUCUCAUGCCUGUGGGCCUUUUCUGGUUCGGAUGGACGUCGUAUUCGUCUAUCCCUUGGAUCGUCCCUACACUAGCCAUUGGAUGUUCCACAAUGGGCAUUUUCUCGAUCUAUUUGGCCGUGUUCAACUACCUGGCUGAUACGUAUCAUCGAUUUGCCAGUUCUGCUAUUGCAGCACAGUCUUGCUGUCGGAAUCUCCUUGGGGGUUCUUUUCCGCUCGGCACGCUGCUUACCCUUGUCCCUUGGAUUUUGGCCUUUUACGGGCCUGCGAUUCGUGCUAAGAGCAAGCUUGCAAGUGAGCUGGCACAUUAG